CUAAGUUGGGAGCACGUUGUUCUUUAAUAAUAAUAAUAAAUUUCAUUUAUAGAGCACGUUUCAUUCUCAAAGUGUAUGCUUUCACAUGGAGGAGUUCAGGUCAGUAUGUUGUUCUCAAGUGAGAGUAGAACAUGACGCCAUGAGUAGUCAUGUGGACCAGAGCUGAGCCGUCGAUCAAUCCAGUCUGGGCUCACCUGUGCUGACGGUCCUCAGACUUCCUGUCUGGAGUACGGCUGCUCAUCUGCAAUGAGAGGAGCCAGUUGAGGUUUGGAGGUUUUCCAGUCAUGUCUCACACAUCAGCUGGUUCAGUUUAGUGGGUUACACCGCUGACUAGAAUGUCGGGGUUGGAUUCGAGGUCAUCCCGGUGUGGACCCUGAGGCAUCAUGUUACCUGCCACGAUGAUGUUGGUCGCUUUGGACAAUAAAAAAUCUAAUACCUCAUCUGGUUUGACCGACAGUGACAGAAAGUGGACAGAUGUGGUAAAAUCCCAUAGAUUAAACAUCUGGUUUAAAUGAGUCUGUUCUGUUGACUGUGUUCAUGUAACUCUGUCUGUGACAUUAGAGUGAAGAGGUCAACAGGCUCCGACUACAGGUCCUUAAAAUAAACCUCAAUUUCCCACACGCGCGAGCACACGGUGUCAUGUGUGGACGUGAUUACAGACAGAAAACAGACGGACGUGAUUUCACUCGGGGGAAACGAGUCUGACACCAGGUGGCAGCAGAAUCUCUGCUGGACAUCAACACGCACCUGAAGCUCAAUCUGGACCCAGAUGCUUCUCGUCACCAUGGAGACUCUGUGGUGAUGGAGCUGGUGUGACUCUGGAAGACCAGAUGUUCUCCUUCAGAUUCAUCCUCCACAACAUCCGGACGAUUCGUCCGUUCCUCAUUGAGAAGGUGAUUCAGGUGUUGGUGCAGGUUAUUGUCAUCUCACGUCUGGACGACUGCAACUCCCUCCUAGCUGGUCUGCCCACAUGUGACCUCCGACCUCUGCAGCGACCCGGUUGGUCCUCCCACACCAAACUGCUCCUCCUGCACUGUCUCCUGGUGGAGGAUCGAAUCCGAUUCAAGACACUGGUUCUGACCCACCGUGCUGGAAAUGGCUCAGGCUCUUAUCCUUUGGACAAAAGUGUCAACUGAAUGAAUUUAAUUGAAUCUCAGUCGUCCUCCAUCAUGGAUACAACCAGCAUGUCUCGCUCUGAAUCUGCAGCUUCCAGACAAGAGGAUUAUUCUCUCUACAGUAACCUGAGUGAUGACGAGCUGCUGCAGGUCGCCAUCGAGCGCAGUUUGACCGACGCAAACUGCAGCAACACCAACACAACUAGCAACACAACCAGCAACACUGCCAAUGCAUCUGGUUCUCCUCACCAGCCUGACAGCAGCCUGAACCCUGCAGCCACAAACAGCUCCCAUGAUCCUCCUCCAGCCCAGACCACCGCUCACUACAGUUCUCCAAACCCUCCGAGUGAAAAGCUUCCUGAUCCGAAGACAUUUGAUGGGACAGUCAGUUGCUUUAUGACUGGCUCUGGGAAGAGGAUGGUUGCUUAUCGCAGAGCUGAUGGCGAUUUGGUUCACAUUGCUCCAGAACCUGAAGAGGAGGAGGAGCCUCUGUUCAAAGCGAUCCGUGUUGGCGAUGUGAGCAGAGUGAAAUCGUUGAUGUGUCAAGGAACAAACCUGAUGGUUCCAGGUAAACGGGGCCGACUCGCUGUCCACCAGGCGGCUCGGUUCGGUCGAGACUCAUGUCUGAGAGUUCUGCUGUCAGCUCAUCCGGGGACGAUCAACAAGCGAACUGAAUAUGGUGAGACAGUGCUGCUGGUCGCCAUCAUCAAAGAGCAGCUACGAUGUGUUCAAGUGCUGCUGGAAAAUGGAGCUGAUCCUGACAUCCCAAACUAUGACAAAGAGACUCCACUCUACAAAGCCUGUGAGAGGAACAGCGCUGCGAUGGUUGCAGAGUUGUUGAACCACGGCGUUGCAGUGAACACUCAUUGUAUUCGGGGUUGGUCUGCACUUCAGGUAGCUGUGACUCUGAACAAUGUGGAGAUCUGUGAGAUGCUGCUAAAGGCCGGAGCCAACCUCAAGCUCACCAACAUGUACGGCAUCACACCGCUGUUCACCGCGGCUCAGACGGGGCAGGUUGCCGCACUGCGUUUUCUCCUGAAGCAAGGUGCAGAUAUCAACAGUCAGGCUGCUGAUGGAGCCAGUCCUCUGUACGAAGCUGCUAAAAAUGAAUUUGAGGAAAUUGUGGAGCUCCUCCUCUCACAGAAUGCAGAUGCCAACAGACCUGGAAAGGCCGGAUUAUUACCACUUCACAUCGCAGCCCAGAGAGGAAAUGACAUUAUCGUGUCCAUGUUGAUCCCAGCUACGAGUAAGGCCAAAGUCCGGCGAACCGGCAUCAGCCCGCUCCAUGUGGCAGCCGAGCGUAACCGUGAUGACGUGCUGGCGACUCUUAUUGAGGCGGGCUUCGACGUCAAUGCUCAGCUGUCUAAUGAACAAUCGCAGAUGUACGAGGACCGCCGCAGUACAGCGCUCUACUUCUCUGUCAUAAACAACAACAUCGACGCCGUGCGCAUGCUGCUGGCAGCUGGUGCUGACCCGAACCUGGACAUGUUCAAGCCCCUGAUGGUGGCGGCGAGGCAGAGCUGCAUUCAGACCGUGACCCUGCUGGUGGAGCAUGGAGCUGACAUCAACGCCUGUAUCCCCACACAUCCCACCACCUUCCCCUCCGUUUAUAUGUUCUCCAUGAAGUACCUGCCCUUGUUCAAGUACCUGCUGGACAACGGAGGCAACGCCCUCUCCUGCUUUGACUGUUCCUAUGGUAACAAACCUCAUCCACCAAUCCAAGCCACCAGAUCAGCAAGGGACAACCCCCGCGAUAGCAACAGAGACAUGGAAGAGACACAGGCGGGGAGAGGCGUUCAGUUCUGUGAGAUGAUCUCAGCCCCCAGCAUCUGUCGGUGGGCGGGGCCAAUCAUUGAUGUCCUAUUGGACUAUGUUGGUCAUGUGACUCUCUGCUCCAGACUGGUGGAACACCUGGAUAGUUAUUCAGCAUGGAGCAUCAUCAAAGACAAAGCAACUUCUCCUCAGUCGUUGAUGCGACUCUGUCGGCUGCAGAUUCUUCAGUUCACCGGACGUCGACGUGUGAAGAAGUUACCGUUACCUGGAGUUCUGAUCCGGUUCCUGCAACACCAAGAGCACUCGCUGGAUGACUGAACCAGCACUCAAACUGACCCAGUUUAUCUAGUUGACCCAGUUUCUCCAGUUUCUCCAGUUGACCCAGUUGACAUUGUGGUAACCCUUUAUUUAACAGUCCGCUAAUUACCCGGUAUUUACUAAGAAACUGGAUAUAACAAAAAUAGUUACUAGGAAAGUACCAAAAUAACUUUAUAGUAAUUACUAAGUUUUUACCUAGUAAGUUCAUGGAAACGUUCUAGGUAACUAGACGGUAAUACAAUCUACGUACUAAGACAGUAACCAUAGGGAACGGAUGUAAGUAAGUUAUUACUUAAGCACAUACAAUACAUUGGUGAGCUCCAGUUACUUACCUUUAUAUACCAUUAACUGCCACUCAAAAGUAUUGAUGAACUGUCAAAAUGUCAUGUUCUUUCCGGAUACUUCAAUAUUACUUUGUGUACUUAACAUGUACUAGGAUUGUAAAAUAAAGCAAUGCGUAUUUCCUUCAUUCA
Molecule: messenger RNA, 3679 nt
Organism: Scophthalmus maximus (turbot)
Lineage: Eukaryota; Metazoa; Chordata; Actinopteri; Pleuronectiformes; Scophthalmidae
Product: ankyrin repeat and SOCS box protein 2
Exons: 11
Coding region: 1137-3206 (689 amino acids)
Biological process (GO): protein localization to ciliary inversin compartment; intracellular signal transduction
Cellular component (GO): ciliary inversin compartment
Molecular function (GO): protein binding
Source: RefSeq, a predicted model, not a curated record